Psilocybe cubensis is the source of this 312-nucleotide messenger RNA. RefSeq lists its product as uncharacterized. The transcript has 4 exons. Lineage: Eukaryota; Fungi; Basidiomycota; Agaricomycetes; Agaricales; Agrocybaceae. The record is from RefSeq and is a predicted model, not a curated record. The coding region runs from base 1 to 312 and encodes 103 amino acids.
AUGCAGGCUCACACACACACAACGGUCAAGAAGCCCAGCACAGAAGUAUACCACUCCAUCCUGGUCGCGUAUCUUCAGUCUGCUGGUGUCAGGCUGGAGCAAGUGGUGGUUGGCGUCAGCCUCAGACGAUAUGACCAUACCGUACAGUGUUGGACAACUGGUGCAAUCCCAUGCAACCUUACAUAUGUUCAACAUCUUCAAUUCCUCAAGUUUGAUUUAUUGCAUUUUUGCUUAUUGUUUUGUGCUGUAGUAUCAUACCGGUUUGGUUGGGAUAUGGACAAACAUUAUGUGGAAAGGGCCCUCAAGACAUAG